CACCACAAAUGGGGUAGCCUCCCUUGAAACGUGUUCGGCAUCCAGCAUUGACUAUGUCUUUCAUCAUAUCGUCAGCUCGAUCGUCUCGUUCAUUAACCAGACUUUUGACGACAUCAGUUUGCAGUCCGGUAAAAGAUGAUAACAGGACAUCUAAAAAGUACAGCGGCAAUAAAACAUGCUCACUUCUUGGUCGUGAUCUACUAACUUUGAAACAUCUACGUGGGGAGGAAAUUCAGCAGCUCCUGUGGACGGCCAGUGAUCUAAAAACACGUAUUCAAGUUAAUGGGGAAGUAUUGCAACUACUGGCAGGAAAGUCUCUGUCAAUGAUCUUCCAGAAGCGAAGCACAAGAACGCGACUGUCUUCUGAGACAGGAAUGACUCUUCUUGGAGGAAAUGCUGUCUUUUUGGGUCCUGAAGAUGUCCACAUUGGUAUUAACGAGUCCAUGAAAGAUACAGCAAGAGUGCUGUCACGGAUGUCCGAUGUCAUACUUGCCCGCGUGUUUGAUCAGGAAGAUUUGGAAAUUCUGGCAGAUGAGGCUAAAAUACCAGUCAUUAGUGGUCUUAGUGAUCUGUAUCAUCCGCUACAGAUUUUAGCUGACCUUAUCACAUUACAGGAGCAUUUUGGAUACUUGAGGGGACUAAAGAUUGCAUGGGUUGGCGAUGGCAACAAUGUACUGCACUCCCUGAUGAUAGGCUGCUCCAAGCUGGGCAUAGACCUCAGUUUCGCCACACCCAAGGGUUAUGAACCAAAAGCAACAGUUCUGGAAGAUACUAUCCGUUUUGCCGCCAAGAGCGGAGCACAGAUCUUGAUGACCAACAACCCUGUAGAAGCUGUUUACAGAGCCGAUGCAGUUAUCACAGACACAUGGAUCAGCAUGGGGCAAGAGAGAGAGAAGAAGGAACGACUUAAGGCUUUUCAGGGCUAUCAGGUGUCUCACAAGAUGAUGAAGGAAGCUGGUGCAGACUGGGUGUUUCUCCAUUGUCUGCCUCGUAAACAAGAGGAGGUCACUGACGAUGUCUUCUACGACCCCGAGAGAUCACUUGUUUGGCAAGAGGCUGAGAACCGCAAAUGGACUGUGAUGGCUGUACUGCUACAUCUACUGACAGACUAUGUGCCAACAACACCACGACCAUGCUUUAUGAGAGGCAACUGAGGAUCAUCUUGUGAUGACGGUUUGUAUUCUCCAGACUCGGCUACUGCUUAUAUAGUGGGGCAUGAGAACAUCUUCCUUCACACAUUAUACAGUCUUUGCAGUUUCUGCUGAGGUGAUUGGACGCUUCACUUUGUGCAACUUACCCACUCCCAGCUGAAAGAGUGACAAAAAAAUAACAAUAAAGAACUUCCAUAACUGGAAUAAUUAUACUUUAAUGAGGAUCUAUUGGAGGACAAAUUUAGUGCCAGCAGUUGGGGUAAUUGCAGUACCAAUAGUGUAUGUUGAAGUUGUUUUGAUUAAUCCAAGGAUACAAGGUUACCAUCUGGGUUUGAAGCACAAGGGAUGUCCAAGAGAGAUGAAUGAGACAUCCAUAUGGCAAAAAGAAAUGAUGUUAAAGGGUGAUAAGCCAAGAUUGCAAUGGUACCAUCUGAGUUGUGGUUCAUGAAGAAUAUCCUAAAGGAAAGACAAAACAUCCAUGUUGCAUUCCAAAAUAUGAUGCAUUGAAUAAAGGUACAGGACCUUGAUUCAGUUUGUUGGCUGUAAGGAACACACAUGAGGUGCUACUAUAACAGGGCAUCAUGAUUUCAAUAUUGUGUCCAAAAGCGGUUUGACUGGAUAAUGGUGCAUCAAAUACAUGCAGUGAUAAGGGUCCUUGCUCUUCAUUACUGGCUUCUCAGAACAUGAGCCACUGACAUGACGGAGGCAACUCCCAGCUAACAAAUGAUAUGCAUUCUAUACAUAAUCGUUUGCCCCUCUGAGUAUCUGAAGCUAACUUCUGAACUUAAACGUAACAGAUGGUCAAUACAUUUUGGACAUCAUUAACACCUUCCUGUUGACUGUAAUUAUGCUAGACUCCCUCAAAAUCGCAGAGGCGGUUCGGUGGCGCAACGGUUAGUGCCUCUCACCAAUGCAGUGAAGAUUGGCUGUCCUGGGUUCAACUCUCGUCUCGGGCACGCUGUUCUUUCUCUGCACGUAGCAACUGUUUACAUGGCUGACUGCCUUGCCGUAAUGUAGCCUUAGUUGCUGGCACAGCGUAAAACACCCCCCCCCCCCAAAAAAAAAAAAAUAUCCCCUUUGUGUGCCCCAACCUGAAAAAAUCCAGUCUUGAUGCAAAGAAGCUUAAAAGGUGCUGUCCCAUUCUAACCUGACAUUAUCUUCUGCUUUAUAUGUCAAUUUACCUAUGGUCUCUAUUGCAGUACACAAUAUUUGUCUGCCUAACCUUGGACCUAGUUAAUGCCACUGGUAAUGGUGCUUGUUCUUCUUAAUCUGUUCACCACAUUUGAUACAACUCUUUCUUGGUUUUAGAGCUACUUCCAUGACCCGGAUCUGAGAAGGAUAUCAGCUCCCAUUCUUCUCAUUAACCCUCGACACUAGUUAGUGAGUCUCUGUCACCAGUGAGUGCCAUGACCUCCACCAUUUCCCCUGCGCAGAUGGCAUGCAAUUAUACAGCAGCUCUUCACUGACAGAAUUGCUGAAUUUCUUUUCUCCACCACACCUGCUUUUCCAGCAUCAGAGGUGGAUGACAAAGAACAAACUAAAGUUGAACCAUGAAAAGACAGAAGCGCUGCUCGGUGGCACUAGACUUGAUACCAUCUCCACCAGUCUGUCCGACGCUAUGGUCCACUUUCAUCUAGUGUCAAAAAUUACUGUCUUUCUGGACUCCACUAUCUCUAUGCAGACCAACAUAACUUUGGUUCAGUGUUUCUUUCAUGCUGACACCUUUCCACUAUCCACCAGUACUUGAUUCAUGAGGCAAGCUGGUCGUUUUCUUCUUACUCUCCCCCCUCCCCUCCUGGACAAAUGUAACUCCCUUUUGCUGGCCCGUGUGAUCACUACACUCCACAACCUUCAAUGUGUCUAGAAUACCUUUGCCUGCCUGGUGCUACAGAAGUGUGCUAGACCAUGUUACAUACCCGCCUUUCCAUACUUUACUAACUUUACAGGCUGCCAAUCACAAACUACAUUACUUGCUGGAUUGCCUAUGUACAAAUGCCUCAAUGACAUUUCUUUCUGCUUCAACAUCUAGUCUUCAUCCAGCAUAGUUUUGCUGAGCAUCUGAUACUCUUUGGCUUCACCAAACGGGUCAGCUGGCCAGAAUGCACUCAUCUUUACUGGUCCAUGUGCUGAGGACAUUCUCCACUUGCCCUUCACAAGGUCGCCUCUUUAGAUGGUUUGGCAGCAGCCUAACCCUCAUCUCUUUAAAAUACUUACAUAUUUGCUAGCAGCUGACCUCAACAGUGCCUUAAACCAUUUCACAGGAUCAAUGCACUAUAGGUCUCCUAAUAUUAGUACUAACAAUUAUGCGCUUCUUGAAGGCACUGGCAACGAACUGCCACAAGAUACUACACCAUUCUGUCACUAGCGACACUUUCAGUUAUUGAGCAAGAUGGAGUCCUAGAUGGACUUUGAUUGUAUGAUUGAAGCUUUUUUGGGGGGCAAUCCUGUUUCUGCUAUUAUUGGAAAGCUCACAGUACAACAGAUGAUGGGGAAAAGGGUUGACCUCUCUGACAAUUAACUGACAAUGAUGUCCUCUCUGACAAUUAACUAGUUCUGCUGGAUGGCAGCUCUUGCAAGGUGUCACAGACCCAAUAGCAGGCGUGGGCGAUUAGUUUUCCCAAGGGGCCGCAAGAGAAAUUGGGAUGGUUUUAGAGGGCCGGACUAAUAUAGUUAACUCAGUUUUACCCAAGUAAAAGUCACUGGAUUUGCUGUUGCUCACUGAGACGUGGCUUAGGGAGGCUGGAGAUGAAUUUGUUAUUAGGCAAAUCACUCCUGUGGGAUAUUCGUUCAUUCACAAUCCCAGGUCUGGAGAUAGAUGUGGUGGUGGGAUUGCUGCUGUAUACAAGAAAUCCGUGCUUCUGAGGCCGUUGGUGUCAGAAACGUUCAAGACUUUUGAGUCACUCAGUUUUGCCCUCACUCGUGGUUCACUGACGUUUCAUGUCUUGCUUCUAUAUCGCCCUCCUUACUCUAGAAACAACAAAGUGACUAAUUCAGCGUUCUGUGAAGAGUUUAUUCCCCUGGUCUCCAACCUAGCUGCUGCCAACAAAUACUUGUUAAUUCUUGGAGAUGUGAAUCUUCAUUUUGAUGUGCCAUCUGACCCUGAUACGAAGAGACUUUGUCAGCUGUUGGAUUCCCUUGAUCUUGUUCAACAUGUCAACUCCCCUACCCACUGUAAGGGUCACACCUUGGACUGGGUUAUUGCGAGACCUGGCCAUCA
Pomacea canaliculata is the source of this 4368-nucleotide messenger RNA. Its product is annotated as ornithine carbamoyltransferase, mitochondrial-like. Gene Ontology annotation, molecular function: ornithine carbamoyltransferase activity; amino acid binding. The transcript has 11 exons. Gene Ontology annotation, biological process: L-citrulline biosynthetic process. NCBI's taxonomy places the organism in Eukaryota, Metazoa, Mollusca, Gastropoda, Architaenioglossa, Ampullariidae. Gene Ontology annotation, cellular component: mitochondrion. The record is from RefSeq and is a predicted model, not a curated record. The coding region runs from base 54 to 1154 and encodes 366 amino acids.